Pocillopora meandrina is the source of this 14100-nucleotide messenger RNA. The record is from the annotation of a GenBank genome assembly. NCBI's taxonomy places the organism in Eukaryota, Metazoa, Cnidaria, Anthozoa, Scleractinia, Pocilloporidae.
UAACCGCCUUAUAAUGUAACUGGGGGCUCUCAAUCUCUCGUGCGCUUGCGUAAGUUGUAGACGUCACUUCCGGUUCUAAUCACCGGCGCCAGAGCGAAUCUUUCAAACAUUCGUGAUAUAUUCCCUUUGGACUUUAAGACACCAAGAACGUUAUUUAGCCUUUGAUGGUCUAAAUCAGAGUCAUGGCUCAAGUCAAUAGCUCCCGAUUGAGGGACUCCCAAGCUGUAAGUGUUUGAAUUUUGCUGUCUUCUUCACCUUUUCAGUUGUAAAUCUGCUUAGAUAAACACUUCGCGUAGUAUCUAUGGUAGUGGAAUUCGCUUCUUUUGCUUGAAGUUUGAAAAUAGAAGUUGCUUCGCGACUUUUUUCGCUUUUCUUUUGUGCAAACUUCCUGCUUGAUUUCCGCUGAAUUAGAAAUAUGGUAUCAGUUGUUUAAUGCCAAGUUUUAUUUAUUGAAGGAAAGGGAAAACUCCGCGUAAUAAGCUGAAAAUGUAGGUUUCCUCUCGGUGCCUGUUAUUUGUUUGGGUUUUCCCGUUCGCCUUGUCGGCCAUGUAUCGAACUUCUUUGGAUUUACAACCAAGUCGUGACAAUUAUGCGUAACAUGAAACGGUAUCGAAUAUUUUCGGCUAAUUGUUGAAUUCGUUUCGCAUUUGACUGGCAAAUAUGCUUGACGUCAAUCGAGUACACACUCGUUUUAGCUCCGACCGUCCUCCAUUCGAACCUUCCCAAUUGCAACCAGGAUUCCAAUGAAAUCAACGCAGGCUAACACUUCUUUCUCAUUUGUUGAUGUUAUCAAAAAUCCUAGUAAGAGAGAUAAGCUAAGAGAAAGGCGAGUGAACCGUAGAUAUUUAAAUUGAUUUGCCUAAAGGUUCGCAUAAUUUUUUUCAACAACUGUUUCAACCACUUCUUCAAAAUUCGCCAAUAUUUUAGUGGGAUUCAUCUAUUACCCUUUACAAAAUGAGCGGCUAAAACCAGCUUUUGCACAGCUGUUACGAAAUUCCAGUCAUUAGAAUAUCUUAUGACCUUUACUACUCAGUUUUAAGUUUGAUUAUGAGCUUUCUUUGGAAAAAGUUGCUCUUAAGAGCGCCUUUGAAAUAAUUUCAAUAGUUUUACAACAAGCGGCUUUUAUGAAGUAGAAAAAUCUGUAAUCCGGUGAAAGCUUUUGCGUGGAUUUCAUUAAAUAUGUGAAAUAUGCCAAUUCUUCUUGGUUGGGUGUCAUGGAAAAGUUAAUUGUAAACCAAAGUGGUUAUUUUGGUGUAAAAGCAAAAAACCAAACACCUAAUUUCAUAUUACUAAUUUUGUAGGGUUGUUGUCCAUGGUCAUUUCCAUGUUAAAGUUACACAGUAAAUUUGAAUUUUGUAAUGACCCGUCUAAACUUCAAUGUUUACUUUUUAAAAUCUGGUUUAUCAUUAAAGUAGGGAUUUGUAUUAAGGUCAGUAGCAUGAUUUCAAUCAGAAAUCAGAUGUGCAAUCAGCUUGGAAAAAAAAAAUUGUUGUUUAUACCUCAAAAGUGAUAAAACUCAAGCACAAAUCUUUAUUCAUGAUAAGAUUGAUUAAACAAUCCCAAUUUUGCAUUUUAAAUCCACAUGAUCCAAUAUGUUUUGAAUAUGAUAAACUUAACACAAUAGAGGAAAUAUUACCAAUUGUUCAUCAUACCAACUGUUAUCAUUCCACUACAAUAGCAGAUUGAUGAGAACUCUUCACCAAGUCAGUAGAAAAAACUUUGCAAUCAAUUCUCAUCAUAUAAGUUUUAGUUGUCAAGGUAUCCACUUGGUACAGAGUCAUGCAUGGCAAAGUGAGUACAGUUUGUUUCUUCCAGUGGCAUCUAGUGUGGGAGUGAGCUUUUUUCUUGUUUCUACAAGUUGUGGGGAACUUACAGUAAGGACAUAGAUGAUUUGUACUUUUUGACUGAGUUUUGUUGGGCCAGAUUGGAAAAAUUUGGGUGGAGGUUAUGACAAGGUCCGUGCAUUGUGAAAAAAAGCCUGACCAAACUCAGUCCAUCCUGACUAAACAUAGUCAAAAAGCAUGUUAUCAUAUGACCACUAGGCAGGGUUGUAGAUAAAAACCAGCAGCCGGCGAAGUAUGCCAGCUUCUCUGCAAGGUUUUGCUGGCUACUUUCAUUGCUUCAAGAACCUGUACAGAGAUGAUGUUUAUCAGGUCUAAACUUGGGCUCAAUAAAAAUACAAAUUUGCACAGCCUAUCUUUUCUGAAAACAUAAAAAGACUUCUGACUGAAGGUUAGUUUAAAAACGCUCUGAUGGGGACUAACUUUUUGACAAAUCUUGCUGCAGUGGCAGGAAAGUACGAACAAUAUGACAUUUUGUCCGCCAAAUUGGUUUCAAGACUCACAACUGUUUACCUUUAAAAAAGCUCCAGCAACUUAAAACCUUAAAGAAAACUCUGACUAGGUGUUGAAAAUUUCAUUUCAACUUUAAUGAGACAUACUUGUAUACAAAAGAAGGGCAUAUACUGGUGAACUACAUUUACUGAAAAUAUUUUAUGUUGAAAAAUAUUCCUUUUCUCUCAUCAAGAAGCACAGUUUUCUUAUUUAAAUUGAAGCCCACAUAUUCAAUUUACAUUUUCAGAACAUUCUAAAUAGUUAUCAUGUUAGUUCAGGACUGGACAGCCUUUUUUAGACUGGGUUGCAUCAACCUGUCAGGCCUAACACUCAUCAGCUUUCAUUAUGAUUUUUCCUAUGGGAUUGUGCACAUGGACCUGCAUUCAUCAUUUCAUAAGAUUAAUUAUUUUUUGUUCCAAUUCUUUUCCCAAAUUUUAUUAAUCCUACACAGUAAACAUUUCUUUGGUUGAAAACCUGUGAUCUUUAAAUUUGAAACAGUAUUACAGGCUUUGAAAUACAGUGUAUCUUGGAUUAUGUUGCUACCAACAACUGUAUUCUAAACAAAUAACAAUGAUACUGUUGUUCUAGAGUUUUUGAUUAAGAGGGAGGAGGAGUCUUAACCCCUUCACACCCAGGAGUGACACAACCAAAUUUCUCCCUACAAUAUCAGUAUAUUUUCAUGCAGAAAGGUGAUGAAAAGAGAAAACAAUAUCAACGAGGGGAUCUUGUUUGAUUGAAUACCUACUUCUCAAAAUAAAAGGUGUGAGAUAUGGGGACUAGAGAGUGCAGAGAAUUUAUCCUUAAAUCUUGAAAUGUUUUACAGUGGUAAAAUACAUUGAAGAAUUACUAUGGCGACUUCCUACUUUAGGGAGAUUAUAUCAACUUUUCUUGGAGUGAUUUGAAAUUUGUGAAGUUCCAUUUUCAAAGCAUCAAAUUAAAUCAUUUGUUGUAACUGUACAUUUUGCUGUGUAAGAAAAUUAUAAAUACGAUCUGAAUAAUAUUGUAGUCGUGAAGUAUUUACCCAAGCCACAAAUGGAUUUAACUGACAUGUUUAAUUUGUUCCUUGUGAAGAAAAGGUAUUAGUAGCGCUUUUGAAGUCUUAAAAACAAUGGGUUGUUUAUCAAAACUUGGAAAGUUUUGAAAUUUGCAAUGUAACACCAUUGUUUCUGCGUGCGACGAAGUCUAUUGCGAUAGUAAUACUAUUUUUAAUGCUCAUGUAAGUUUUUACAUUCUGAGCUUUUGUCUAUGGAUAAACACAAUAUGCAUACCACUUUCCUUUGUUCCGCUCCCUUCUCGAGUCCGUUCUUCGAUUCUCCCUGAGAAUCCUAAAUAAACCCGUGAAGACAAAGUUCAUAGGGAGCGCGGGCUCAUUUCCUAAGCGCAGCCUGGUGGUCGAGCUUAACUUCUUGUGAUUUAUGAAAGAAAUAACUCACAUCACCUUUCCAAAGUAGGCAUAGAGAAGAUUGCUAAGAAUAUUGAAUCGUUCAGAAGGGAUAAGUAAAAAGUCCGCAGGGAAAACGAAUUUUUUUGACAAGAAAAAAAAAUUGUAAAACAACUGGAACACACACUUCUAAAGCGACAUCAAUAAAAAAUCUUUUUACACAUGUCAAAACAUUCCGGCGUUUAGGUUUCGCCCAAACCGUUUCUCCGUUUCUUUUUAAAAUAAUUUUAGUUACCAUGGUCACCCCAAAACAUGCUCUCAUCUGCAAGACAAGUAAAAAACGUUUAUACCUUUGUAACGUUGCAAUGUGAAGUGAAAUGGUGUUCUAGUGGAAUGAGUGGCAUGAUUACUUGAAAGCGAUUUGCUUCAAUUCUUUCGAUGGUUCAACUGAAUUUUUUUCCCAAACUCCUUGAAUUAGAGCCCCUUGAUUUGAAGCCUUUCUACUUCACGUUUCAUGUUUAAUAGAAAUCUGAUAUUUGCUCUCGUGUCCUAUCGUGACCCACAAAAGAAACACAAUCCCAUAAAGUUGUCGCUUAAUCGACGGGUGGAGUCAAAACUUGUGUUUUUAGUCCCGUUUGCGUGAAUCACGGAUAUCUGGAAUCAAAAACAGCAGGCACUUCGGAAAGCGGAGUCUACCUUCGCAUAAUUUCGUCAUCCCCAUGGUAAUUAUCUGUUUCAUUUUCAUUUUCUAGGCUAUGUGCAUCUUUAUUCGGUGUCACCUAAGGUUACAACGCCGAUAAUCAGCAUGCAUACGCUCUCUACAGUUGCAAAAUUUUCAAUCGAUCUACUUACGAUCGAUAUGAUCAGAAUUGUUCUCUGAAAUUAGUUUGUUGUUUUGCCGAAUUAAUUUAUGGAAGCUUUUCAGAUAUGUUCCUUUACGUGGAAAAAUUCUAAGCUACUUGCGUGACAACGCUAUCUGAAAUGUGUUUUGUAAAGGCUGGUUUUUAUUGACGUUGGAGAGGCCGGACGAAUCACUCGAAAUCUAGAUCACGACCCCAGUUUGUAUCGUUUUUCUGAUGAAGGCUAAAUCGGAGUCGUUAUCAGAUGCGUAGAAAAAUACGAUCUUGUGAAUGUAGAUAGGAGGAAAUCAGAAUAGAAAUGAAAAUUUGUGUCUGUCGCCUGUGAUCUGUGGAAACUAAAUUGUUAGAAUGGUGAGCUGUCAUAUUGCCAAGAACUCACACUGUGAUUGGUUGGUUGUUGCUUGAAAAUUUAGUAAGCGUCGAAGUAAUUAGCAGAAUCUGAAGGAAAUGGAACCAUUCUGAUUAUUCCGACUCCAAUUCCGUCAACCUUAUGAUUCCGCUACUACCCCAAUUUUUUCACCAGGUCGAAAGCGCUCUUGCGACUGUAUCGUAAGUGGAAACAGCUUUUAGAACGGAUGAGCAAUCGUUGAAAAUCAGCGAGCGUCCUCGAAAUGUUUCUCCACUCUGAAUGAAUUCAUUUCGGGUUGUUUAGCGCAUAACGCUUUCGUAAAAUUGUACCUAAUAAUCCUUUUUUUUUUUUUGGCCAUCUACGAGUACACGAAACCGCCAUCGUUGAUACGAUUUUUUCCCUUAAAGUAACAUCCUAAUCAAUGUUUGCGCUAUGAGUAUAUUUGAUUUUUUUCUCGGAGCUGUCAAAUUAAUCGCAAAGCCAAGGCUGUUAAAUCGUUCUCCAUGCAAAGUUUCUUUCUUGAAUUUUGGGUUGGCUUUGAGAUAAGAAUUCUGCUUGCUUGUUUUCUUUGACUGCUGACCAAAUGAGUGGACGUAACCAAUCGCAAUAUUACGUGUGUCAUCAUAAAUCUCAUGUGGGGAGGGUGGGUGGGGAAGAAGUAGUAUACGAACAUUGUCAAACAAAUUAAUUUUUUUCGCCUUUCCUUUGAACUAUAAAAUGCUCACCUCAUUUCUAGUUAUUUACUGCCAUUUAAUUGAAGGAACUUCCAUUCAACUGUUUACAAAACGAGAUUUUAAAACUUACACGACAAAAGUUAGUUGUUGGAGGGGGGAAAUUGUUCAUUUCGAAACAAACUUUAAAGAACCAUAUGUUGAAGGGGCGCGAUGUAUAUGAAGCGAAUUAGCCAUCAUUUUCAGUUUAUGACACAUGAAUUUCCAAGAAUUUUUUGUGUAGGACAUUUAUAAAGUCGAGUUUGUACGGGUCAAUCGAUAAUUUUUCCUAGGUUCAGCUUGGUCAGUUUUGAAAUAGACAUUAAGCGAAUUGUUGGAAAACGCUUUAAGUUUGUUUGUUUGUCUGCGCUUUUAUCCGGUUAUUGUUAAUCUUUUUAAAGUGGAGCUACGUUUCUUUACUUUGAACGAUCAUAUGCUUCAUUUUGAGGAGACACGUUUGUUUUAUCAAAACAUCGUCUAAUGUUUUCAGAGAAAUGACCUGGCGGAUGUUGGCAAAAGUGAUCAAAAUUUUGCGCGGGACUCGUGGCAGAAUGGAAAUUAUACAUAAAAAAUUAUCCAGCGCUCAACCAGUAAGAAGCUGAUAACUCUUUUAUUCGUUGGCACAUUCUUGAAGCGGAUUCACGGUUACCAUUGAGACGUUACAACUCACGUAACAGGGGUUCAAAUUUUCAAGCAAGAACAACUUUCUUCACAUUGCAAAGCGAGUGCUGCAUGAUAACGGUUUAAUAACGGCAAGAUUCGACAUGGCUUGCGUUGGAACUCAUCAGCUUUGGUCUCCGGUAUGUUUCGCGAAAAUUCAACUUCCCGCGGAGAGCGCGUUUGCUGCAAAUCUUGUUUCUAAAUUGCAUACUCUUGUAUUACCCUAUCUGCCUUAAGGGGGAGACGAGAAGUGAGUUUUCGAAUUAUUUACUCUUUUCUUUCUCGUAGAAUGUUGUUAAAGCUACAAACGUCUUCUACAAAGAGCACAAUGUCACCCGAGACAAAAGAGGACAAGUUGUCGGUACACGAGGCGGCUUUCGGGGAUGCACAGUCUGGUUUACAGGUAAAUACAGUAAUUAUUCACCAAAAACCGACCAAAACACCUUUCAAACGUUUUCUGGCCAGCUGAAUCAUUUUUCGAUAUUUUCUUUUCUUUUUUUUCUGGCCAGCUGAAUCAUUUUUCGAUAUCUUCUUUUCUUUUUUUUUUACCCUUUUUUUUUUUAAGAUUUCUUACUUGAAAUCUAUCAUUGAACUUUUCAAGAGAAAUAACUGAAUACGUUUGAUCGUCGAUUUUUCUCGGCCGCUUAUGAAACUUUUGGGUUCAUACGCUCUAAGGCUUCCUUUCUCAACUUUAAAUUGGUUCAAACAUUUCACCUUUCACCUUAGAAGAGGAUUAAAUAUUUUUCAAUAGGUCUUUCUGGAGCAGGAAAAACCACAAUCAGUAUGGCCCUUGAGGAUUACUUAUGUCGACAAGGUAUUCCCUCGUACACGUUGGAUGGUGAUAACAUGAGAACUGGACUCAACCGUAAUUUGAGUUUCACCCCAGAAGACCGCGAGGAAAAUAUCCGUCGUGUCAGUGAAGUUGCCAAGCUGUUUGCUGACUCCGGCAUGAUCUGUCUUACUGCUUUUAUCAGCCCGUACGAGCGGGUAAGAUAUUUCUUUAAUUUACCGGUGUGAUUUUGGCUCGGUAUUUCACGUUUUUCCCGGGAUUAAACCUCGAAUUUGGCAAAUUAUGAUCUUGCAAUUUUUCUAAAAAAAAUUCUUUGCUCGCUUAAGAAAAUGAAAAGAAAAAGAGGCUUUUUAGAUAUUUACUCAUUUGAAUGCAUGAUACUUUGAAUGCCCCUAAAUUAUAUCUCAUUUGAAUGCUAAUGAUGAACUUUUAUUUUUAGACUCUCCCUAUUAAAACGUGAUAUUUUUUCAGGUGUUUUAUAUUUCUCUUACAGUACUUUGUGAUUUCGACUAGCCCCUCGGUUUCUGAAUUAACCUUUUACUGUCACUUAGAAAAUUUCGCCGCCAAAGUUUGUUUGAUCAUGGUAACUUUAAGUAAUUGGUUAACUUUGACUUUGCCAUAAUAAAUGGUUGUGUGAAGCCGUCUAUGAGCAUUCUGCAUCUAUCUAUUAAACAUAUUCUUAAGACUGUGUCAAUACCAUUAUUGAAAAUUAUCUCACAGGAAAUUUACAACUUUUCAAAGAGAAUUGUCAAGGACCGAACACUGAACAAACGAUUUAAAGUGACUGUGAAACAGACAAACGUACCUCAUUUUCGGCAUAAUAAUUUUAAAAUGAGACUCGUCUAUGAGCGACUAACAUUUCAUUAAUUGUGGAUCAACCGGUUUUUUUCAUUGCGAGUACCUUUGCAAAAUUAUGUGAGGGAUCUCUCCUAAAUUUAUUGCAUCGUCGAUUUGCAAUUUGAUUUGCCCAGCUAUAUAAAGAUAUACUCUAAGUAAAGUGAUUUCCCUUUUUACUCGAGGUUAGAUGGUCAUUAAAAUGACGCGCUAAUUAUAAUGUGACCAGAGUGGAAAUUCCGAAGUGAAACACGGCCGUCUCCUGACAGCACUAAGUUAUUUCUUUCUUAACGUGCACACCUCAUACUAGUUCAAAAAAGCAUGAAAUAAGUUCGUCUUAUGAACGCAAACGCAAGCUUUAUAAUUCUUUUCGUUCUUUCGCUUCUUCGUUUAUAAUUUUCGCCUUAACGAGUGCUUUAUACGUGGCAUUGCUACCAAGUUAUAGUGACGAGAUUCAUUUGAACAGCUCCUAUUGUUUACUUUAAAAUUUGCAUAAUUCUCUUUCCUCCGGAAGUGAAUCGUGGGCGUCUUUCCCGAAGAACCGAAAACUUCUCGGGUCCGAAAAUCCACCUGUCAAAUAUGCAAAAUAACUUUCGGAUGAUUCUCGAAGCCACACACGAAAAUUUCGGAUCCAAGACGAUGACCCAAAACGGGCCCCGAGAAGUUUUAGGGAGCAAUAAGUUUUGGGUCUAUUGAGAAACUCACGUCGGAACACAUCACGCGGCAAGUUGUUGGGAUACGUCGUGGAGACAAAAAUUAGUUUUCUGUAGCAUGGAGAAUUAUGGUGAUAAUCUUUUUGCCUUAGGGCUGCGAGAUGCAACCGUGUGGUUUUGAUAGCUAGCUCAGAUACUUUGCGAGGCAAAACGAUAUACACCGUUGGGCGGGAAAGUAGGUUUUUAAAUAAGAAUUUUUCCUAAUGAAUGACUCGCAAAACAAGCAGAGAACUCCAGGAUUUAUUAGAGCACUUUUCACACUAUGAUGUAAAAUCUAGUGGAAUUGCGUCCACAACUCACGGAGCAGUGAAAUUUUUGUCUCAUUUAUUAGUAACCCAAAUGAUACCGCGUAAUUUAACAUGAUUUAUCGUCUUUUUAUUCUGAUGCACAAGCUUUCAAAAAAUUUUGUUUCUCAGGACCGUGAGAAAGCUCGCAAGUUGCACGAAGAUGCCGGUCUGCCAUUCUUUGAGAUUUUUGUGAACACUCCUUUGGAAACCUGUGAAAAGAGAGAUGUCAAGGGAUUGUACAAGAAAGCCAGAGCCGGCCAGAUUAAAGGUUCUGUCAAACACUUUAGGGUCUUUCCUUAGUCGACUUCUUCGCUAACAAUUUCUUCCUUUUAUGCCGUUUCACGUCUGACCGGAUUGACUGGUUUCUAUUUUAGGUUUUACUGGUAUUGACUCAGCGUAUGAGCCUCCAAGCAAACCCGAACUGAAUUUGAAAUCAGGAGAAGUACCUGUAGACGAUUGUGUUCAAGAAGUUAUCAAACUCCUUGCAGACAGGGUGAGUAGUUAAAAAGCGGUUUUGAUGAACAGUAAAAACUUGAACAAGCUAUUUUGUAGAGACAAACUCCAAGAGGCAAAAAAUAACUUGCCUGAGAAAAGUCCUGUGCAUUGAAGUUUCAUCUUGAGAUGAAAACUCUGGUACACAUCGAUUGCGAUAGGUUGAACGUGUAAAAUCUUCACUAUGACUGAUUAAGAAUUUAACACCUUGUCAACAAAACAGUGAAUGACGUUUCGACGGCCUGAAGAGAAGUUGUUAUAGAAGCCAUUUGAGUAUGAUUUCAACUGAGGAGUUCUUCACCCGGAUGAUCGGAACAUCUGAUCAAAUAUGUUUCUUUUCUCCAGGGGAUCUUGCCAUAUGCAGCUUAUAGCGGUAUCAAAGAACUGUUUGUUCCUGAAGAAAAAGUCGAAGAAGCCAAGAAGGAAGCAGAGGAACUACCUUCUGUUGAGCUAACAAAGGUUGGUCCUGCUUUAGUUAGGAUCCAUUGCGAUUGGAUGUCCCAAAACUAAAACCUAAAGAAAAAGCAACAAACAGCCUCACUCGCGAGAAACACGUGAGGGAAUAAGGCGCAGUUUGGUUUUAGAUUUGAAUCUAAGUGGUUGAGAGGGUGGGACAGGUUUUGUUGACCGGUAGCCAGGUGAAGUAGAGAAAAUCAAUGCUAUAGAGGAAUGCCAUCGACAGUUUAUUGAAAAUUACUUUAACAUAAAAUUAAUUUCACGACAUUAGUUGUGUUAAAAAUGGUCAUAUCUUCACAGCUGGAUCUGCAGUGGGUACAAGUUCUUUCUGAGGGCUGGGCUACGCCUCUGAAAGGUUUUAUGAGGGAGCGUGAAUUUUUGCAGUGUCAGCAUUUUGGACUCCUUCUAGACGGUGAGCGUUUCUUUUUAGAAUCUUUCUCCUGAAAUUUUCAUUUUGAGACUCAGACACGCAGCUGCUUUUCUUCAAGGUGAGGAACUUUUUCUCAUUUUUCUCUGAGUGGAACGUUUUUGCUCAAAGGUAGCUGGCCAAUUUGUCUCCAUGUCUUCGUUGCAGCGGCUCUUCAGUAAAAAAAAAACGGCUGUAGAUGUUAUAUUUUCCCCACAAAAUGAUAAUUGUAGGUUGUUUGUCUCACGUGAUCUGUUUUCUUGUAGAGGGCGUGGUCAAUCAGUCCAUUCCCAUCGUGCUCCCUAUUCUGACUGCUGACAAAGAGAGACUGGAGGAUAAAAAAGCCUUAGCUCUCCGAUACGAAGGAAAACCAGUAGCUAUCCUUAGAGAUCCAGAAUUCUACCCCCACCGCAAAGAAGAACGAUCGGCCCGUCAAUUUGGAAUAACGCAUCAAGGACAUCCUUACAUUAAGGUACCCUGACAUUAAGAUUCCCUUACAUUAAGGUACCCUUACAUCAAGUACCCGUUACAUUAAGGUACCCUUACAUCAAGUACCCGUUACAUUAAGGUACCCUUACAUCAAGUACCCGUUACAUGUGUUCUCACGAAAUUUUGGCUCGUUAAAGUCGGUCUAUUUAAAUGAGAAAGUCGAAGAUCAUCGCAAAUUGAAAGGAGAAUCAAUAUUUAAUUUUAUUCAAUUUUAUUUAUAGAUGAUUCGUGAAGGUGGUGAUUGGUUUGUCGGAGGAGAAUUAGAGGCACUGGAAAGAAUCAAAUGGAACGAUGGACUCGACGAAUACCGAAAGACUCCGAAUGAACUCCGAGCUGAAUUCCGACGACGCGGUGCCGACGCAGUGUUUGCUUUUCAACUUCGUAAUCCAGUACAUAAUGGACAUGCGUUACUAAUGCAGGUAGGGAAAAAAAACUAUUUACCAUUUUUAUGACCUCGCGCAGACUGGAGCAAACGAAUACAAGAGGAGUUUUCUACAUGUUAGGAGGCUGUAGACCAUAAACAUUAGAAGUUAGAGCAACAUCUGGAAAAUUUUGUGAAAAGACUAGACUCUCCUCAACUCUGUCGACACAAUUGCUACAAGGAGGAAGAGUAACAAUAAAAAGUCUUCGUUAAAUAGGCAAAACUGAUAACCAUUCCAUUCGAUUCCUUGAAAUCAAAAUUUUUAUUUCGAUUAUUUUUAUUUUAGGACACCCGACAGAAGUUAGUUGACAGAGGAUUUAAAAAGCCAGUGCUAUUACUGCAUCCCUUGGGAGGGUGGACUAAGCAAGAUGACGUUCCUUUACCAGUGCGAAUGGCGCAACAUCAUGCUGUAAUGGAAGAGGGUGUACUGGACCCUGAAAACACAGUUAUAGCUAUAUUUCCUUCACCUAUGAUGUACGCUGGUCCUACAGAGGUGGGUAUUUUGACACGGCUGGAAACUCUCAUGAUGAGGCACGUUUUAGCUGAAUUCUGGUGGCGGUGCCAACUCUCACCGGAAAUACCUGGAGAUGUGCUUGGUCUUCAAACUCAAAACCAAUCUUUUGCGCAGCCUAAAUGGCAACGUCCGUUUCAUGUUCAGUAGGCCGAACACGCACUUUGACUUGUUUUUUUUUUAUUUUUAUUUUCGAUCUAUAGAGCAUACAAAUCUUGUACGGAAUUUAAAGAACUCUUUUUUUCGUGAUGAAGGGCCAAGCCCGAAACGAGAGUACUUCUCACAAAGUUUCACUUUUUUGUUAUAGGUUCAAUGGCAUGCAAAGGCGCGUGUAGCAGCUGGGGCAAAUUUCUUUAUUGUAGGACGGGAUCCAGCAGGAAUGCCCCAUCCAGAUCCUAAUCCAAAACGGGACCUUUAUGAUCAUUCACAUGGGAGAAAGGUAUGUCGUCAAGGGAGGGAGAUGGGAGCAGUUGGGGGAGAGGAAAAGGUCUCUGAACCAAGUCUUGCGAGAUAUCUACAUCGUAACUACCCUUGUUUCGAUGUUCUGAGUAAAAAUAAUGUACUGAAAGAAAACUUGGUUCAUAACAAAAAACUUCUCAAUCCAGACAUCCAAGGAAACAGAAUUCCGUUUAUUUUUCAAAAGCUGAGAAUAGCGUUUUUGGAAUGACCAGUAGUAUGUAUCCCAGUCAGAGUCUCCGUCAUCUCAUUUUCUCUUGAUUGAUCAUGUGACGCACAUAAUCCUAGAGCAUGGCCUUCUGGUGAACUCAUCAUGCACCAUGAGGUUCCCGGUUUACUUGAAGUGGUGGGUUCCAUUUAUCCCAGGGACUUAGAUUUUAGUAAAUAAAUUGAACAUCAUCCUUCAGCCUUUAUGAUACGAAGCUCAAAUACUCUUUCGUUUCAAUUCUAGGUUUUAACUAUGUCACCGGGUCUUACACAACUAGAGAUAGUUCCUUUCCGUGUGGCAGCUUACAAUACCAAAGAUAGAAGGAUGGAGUUCUUUGAUCCUGAGCGAAAAGAAGAAUUUGACUUCAUAUCUGGUACACGCAUGCGUGCAUUGGCAAGGUCAGGAGAGGAACCUCCAGAUGGUUUUAUGGCACCAAAAGCGUGGCAGAUUCUGUCCAAUUACUAUCGUUCCCUCAACAAGAAUUAAUAAAUGGGUCAUUUACACUUAAUGAACGGUAGCACCCUGCAUUACACUACAAGUUCAGUAAUUACAUUAACAUUUAAGUUUACUCUUUUAAGUCAAAGCAGGAAAUGAUUUUAAGUUUGCCGUGAAUCGAUUUUAAACCUACCAGAGAGAGAAUUUGGUAAGCUAACUAUUGAAAGAAAAUAUAGGAAAGCAAAAUUUCUUACACUAAUGUUCACUUUCACCAGAAGUCCUCCUGCUUUGGUAUAGACACCUUUGUAGCAAUCAUUUUCUUUCAGUGUUGGGGUGAUCAUGAAAUUUCUAGAUAUGUGUUUUUAAUCAGCCCUCUUCAAAUCGAUUUGCGUCAGACUUAAGAUUCUCAAAGAACGUCUCCACUGUCAGUGAAGUUGCCAUCAUCAUACGACGAGGAACUUUUCCUUUGGUAUAGUAGAAUAAAUCAGUAGUCCUAUACUUCCCAUACAGUGACUUUCGUUCGCGCUGAAUUUUUAAAGCUCUUUAAAUUAGGUAUAAUUGUUAUAAAGUUACUCGUAGGUAUUGAAAUUAAUUUUUUAAAAAUUUUUAGAGAGAUAUUUCGUGGUAAAUUCGUUGCCAAAAUAUCUUGAUAACUUUACGAUGUCUUACUAAAUUUGAAGUAAUGUUCAAUUUUUUCAUUUCGCCUCAGAUGAUCAAGUUUUCUUUUGUCUCUUGAUGACUUCAUCACUGUUAGUGGUUUGCACUCCACCCCACCCCUCCCUACUGAGUCAUGUCUCGGUUUUUAUUUUAGAGAACGAUCGCCGGUGUACGACAGUAUUGUAUUCUUUAUAUCCAGUUGUUUUUUCUACAGGCAGCCCAAGUUCGAUAUGUUCGACAGAUGCACGGUCAGCUUUCUAUUUUUGAGGUCAAAUUCCGGAUAGUUGUUUGGUUUCUAAACACAUACAUCUUCUCCAAGCAGAUCUCUCUAUUUCCACUGUUGCGCAAUAACAGUACAACACACAUGUAGUCAAACAUCGAGCUUGGGCUACCUUUGAUUUUAUGGGGACAUUAAGGGUACAUCAGUUGUGAUUCUUACUAGUAACUCUUAAACCAGGCUUAUUGAGGGUAAAUAUGAGUUGCCACCUUGUGGAAUUGACUCAACUUUUUCUUCUCUAAUAGAACAGAGUUCGUGCGCGCAGAUAGGGUUUCACCGAGUGCGUCCUGUCAGCUGAUAUUACAUUCAAGUUUCCUGCUUGCACUGUAGUAGAGUGGGAUUAAUCCAGAAAUAAAAUCAUUAACCAACGAAGAC